Gavialis gangeticus (Gharial) is the source of this 2875-nucleotide messenger RNA. RefSeq names its product DEAD-box helicase 24 (gene DDX24). The transcript has 10 exons. Gene Ontology annotation, cellular component: nucleolus. Gene Ontology annotation, molecular function: RNA helicase activity; ATP binding; nucleic acid binding. NCBI's taxonomy places the organism in Eukaryota, Metazoa, Chordata, Crocodylia, Gavialidae. Bases 163 to 2559 code for a protein of 798 amino acids. The record is from RefSeq and is a predicted model, not a curated record.
CCCCCCGGGCGGACGUGAUGUCACGACUGUGAUGGCCGCCGCCAGCCCUGCGGCCACGUGGUAGGCGCCGGCGGAGGCAGCGACCAAUAUACCUUCAGCCUGGAUACCAGUGCUAACAGUAACUUUCAACCUGGCUAAAGACUCGCCCAUCUCAUUGCUAUCAUGAUGAAGACAAAAAAAGGAAAUAAGUUUAGAGCUUCCUUUAAAUCAAAACAAAGGGGUAUCAAAGUAGUAGGAAAAUGGAAACCUGUCAAAAUCGACCCAAAUCUAUUUGCUGAUGAGCAGCUUGGAGAUCUGGUGUGCUUUGAGGAGCUUACAGAUUAUAAAUUAAUAAAUUCCUCUAAAUCUGGAAAAGAAAAAGGCAAGAAGAGAAAAUCUGAUAGUGUCUCCAAAGAGGAGGAUUCUACCAACCAAAAAAAAAAGCAAAAGAAAGGCAAAGGUUUGGGAACUAGAACAAGUAAAAAUGAUCAUUCUGAGGAGAGAGAUGACAUACUCACUGAUCAAGAAGAUGAACCUAAAGAUACCAUCACAUUGACUGAUUCUGAAGAAAAUGAAAACAAAGCUGAAGCUGCUUCAAGCACAGAAGAAACUUUGAGGAAGAAGAAGAAAAAAAAGAAAGCAUCUCCACCCCAGCAAGCUCCUCCUCCAGCAAAGUCUUCUAAGAAGGUUACAAAUUGGACCACUCAGGUUUUAUCUGCGUCAUCUGAUCAAACAGCUGAUGUGUCUGCAUGGAAAGACCUCUUUGUUCCAAAACCAGUUCUGCAGGCCUUGAGUUCUCUGGGAUUUAGUGGUCCAACUCCUAUUCAGGCAUUAGCUCUGCCUUCUGCAAUUCGAGAUCAUAUGGAUAUUCUGGGUGCUGCAGAAACAGGAAGUGGGAAGACGCUGGCAUUUGCAAUUCCAAUGAUCCAUGCUGUGCUAGAGUGGCAAAACUCAAAAAGCUUGCCAAGCAGAAGUGCCAGUGCAGACCUGGUAUGUGAAGAUGGCCAAGAAACAAAUUGGGAAAAUGAUAAUAAAAUGGAAGACCCAAGUCCUGAGCAGGGUGAAGAAGAUAACGAUACCAAUGAAUCUAUCACGAUAGGCUGCAUGAAGGUGCUAGAAGAUACAGACUUUGAUUUUGAUAACAGCAAACAUGCUGUCGACUCAGAUAAAAACAGGCCUCUCUUAGGACUUGUUCUGGCUCCUACAAGAGAAUUAGCAGUACAAGUAAAACACCAUAUUGAUGCAGCAGCCAAAUUUACAGGCAUUAAAACUGCAAUUCUGGUUGGUGGCAUGGCUCCUCAGAAACAGCAGAGAGUCUUGAAUCAGAAGCCGGAAAUUGUAAUUGCAACCCCAGGCCGCCUUUGGGAACUAAUUAAAGAGAAACACCCACAUCUCUCAAAUCUCCGGCAGCUCAGGUGUCUUGUGAUCGAUGAAGCAGAUCGAAUGGUUGAAAGGGGACAUUUUUUGGAACUGUCUCAGUUGCUAGAGAUGUUAAAUGAUUCGCACUAUAAUCCUCAGCGUCAGACUUUUGUGUUUUCUGCUACACUAACUUUGGUCCAUCAGGCUCCCACAAGAGUUUUGCAGAAGAAAAAUGCUAAGAAAGUAGACAGAAAGACCAAACUGGAAAUGCUAAUAGAGAAAGUAGGGAUAAAGGGCAAGCCCAAAAUAAUCGACCUAACAAGGAAAGAGGCCACUGUAGAGACACUGACAGAAACCAGGAUCCACUGUGACAAAGAAGAGAAGGACUAUUAUCUCUAUUACUUCCUACUUCAGUACCCAGGAAGGACCAUGGUUUUUGCAAACAGCAUUGACUGCAUAAAACGUCUCAGUGCUCUCCUCACAAUCCUAGACUGUAAUCCUCUGCCAUUGCAUGCAAACAUGCACCAGAAGCAGAGGUUAAAAAACCUGGAAAGGUUUGCUGAGCAAGAGAGCUGCAUCCUCUUGACAACAGAUGUUGCAGCUCGUGGCCUUGAUAUUCCUAAUGUGCAGCAUGUCCUCCAUUACCAGGUUCCACGGACUUCUGAGAUUUAUGUGCACAGAAGCGGCAGGACAGCCCGAGCUGCCAACAACGGCCUGAGCUUGCUGCUGAUUGGCCCUGACGACAUGAUUAAUUUUAGAAAGAUCUAUAAGACGUUGGAAAAGAAUGACGAUCUUGCAUUUUUCCCUGUUGAAACAAAAUACAUAACUGCUGUCAAAGAGCGUGUGAAUUUAGCAAGGCAGAUCGAGAAGAUGGAAUAUUACAACAGUAGAGCAAAGCAGCAUAACUCCUGGUUCCAGCAGGCUGCAGAGGCUCUCGAAAUCGAUCUCGAUGAUGAUGUCCUUAUAGGGGGAAGAUCUAGUGAACAAGAAGAGAGUAAGCAGCAGAAGAUGCUGAAAGGAAUGAAAAAACAUCUGAAACAUCUGCUAUCUCAACCACUGUUUAAAAUCCUUAUGAAGACCAAAUAUCCAACACAGUCUGGAAAGCUACUUCUCCCUCGGUCACCAGUGAGCAGUUCGGAAUCUGCUUUGAGCACUGUAUCAAAACAACAAGCCAAGAGGAAGAAAAAGAAAGGGCUGAUUACAGAUGAAUUGGAGAAAUGAUUUUUUAAGACAGUUAAGAGUGGGAGAGAAAGGGAUGGAUCUCAUGCCUAUUAGUGACUGUGUUUAAACGGUCCUGGUGGAGAUUGGGCAACAAAAUAUUUGGCACUAAGUGGAUGGAAGUUCUAGCCAAAUAACUUCUAAGUAUUUCAGAUUGUAAGAUAGUGCAAGACAUGCUUGAAAAUUGAGCUAAAGACAGUUGUUAACAUGAGAACUGUAAUUUACUGAUUCGUUAUGAAUGUCAGAACUCCUGUUUUUUCUAAUUUUAUUGACCUUUUAUUCUAAAGUUUAUAAUGAAAUAUAUUUUUGGAAAAUGUUA